AUGACGAUUGCUGAGGUGUUGGAUAAGUUUUUGCAGCAAAAGGCUGCACUUACCACGGCCAUUCUGCAGGCUGAUGAUAAACUAACUGAAAAUGAAAGGAGGAUUUGUGAGGAGAGAGAGAGGACAGUUCUUCUGGAACAAGAAAUUAAGGCCCAGGAAGAGAGGCAACAUCAGCUGGAGGAGAAGAUGGAGAUCGAACAACAGAAUAAUGAAGAAAGACUGAGACAGGUCAUACAGAAGAUGGAAGACGAGAUGUUCCUCCAACAACAGGAGACAAAGCUUGCAAUGGAGAGUAAGCUAAGAGACCAGACUGUCCUGGUGGAGAAGGGCUUUCAAGAGAAAGCUAAUAGUAUGGCUCAGGAGAUAGAAGAGUUGAAGAGGAAGAAUGUUGAGGUAGAGAAGAGAACGUCAAGAAGUUAUGCACAGAUGAUAGCAGAUCAGGAGCGAAGAAACGCACAGAACAUGGAGGUGCUGAGGCAGCAGGACCAGCAGCAAAUGCAUGCGAUUAAUAGCAGACCUAGACCUAGAUCUGGAUGUUGUAUACAGUAAAAUGUGUUUAAACGUUUUUGAAUUCAUAAUUAACAGUCAUACUUAAUUUCAAGGAAUGGCUAUUAUGUUUGACAACAUAUACAAACAAUGACUAUCGCCUGUUUCAGGUACUGCCAAUUGUGUGAAUGCAACAGGAUAAUGUGUGGUAGCUGAUUCAACAGAACAAAAAAAUUAGGCAGGUUUGGAACAACAGAGCCCAAAAUGUGCACUGCUUGGACUAUUUCAAGAUAAUAAAAUAUAAAUACAUCCAAUAA
Messenger RNA from Triplophysa rosa, 803 nucleotides. RefSeq names its product guanylate-binding protein 6-like. Lineage: Eukaryota; Metazoa; Chordata; Actinopteri; Cypriniformes; Nemacheilidae. The record is from RefSeq and is a predicted model, not a curated record. Gene Ontology annotation, molecular function: GTPase activity; GTP binding. The coding region runs from base 1 to 549 and encodes 182 amino acids. The transcript is spliced from 3 exons.